AUGGUUGAUGUUUUUUAUUCACUUGUGGAUGUUAAUCGACGAUUUCAUCGAUUAGUACUUGAUUCUCUUUAUAUUCGUCAUCUUGAUAUGACUACUAUCAUGAACGUCAAUUCAGUGUAUGACCAAAGCUCUUCAAUAGAUAUUGAAGUUCUUUCUGAAAUUUGUGAAAAAAUCUUACCUCGAAUUGAUCAUCAAGUUCAUAAACUUACUAUUGAACAAGAUUCAAUGAAACAAAUUCUUACUGCUAAUUAUCCUCAACUUUAUUCAUUAUCACUUAUAAAUUUUCAAGAAGAAAUACUUUAUCAAGAGUUAACAGAUAAUUUGGUUCUUCGUGAUUUUCUUAGCAAACAAAUAACGCAUCUUAAUAUUGAUAUAAAAAAAACAAGAGAUAUUUGUUCAAAAACUGUUGCAAAUAUUUUUGCAUCAAUCUUAUUUUUAUGCAAAAAAUUAAUUGUUCUGAAUUUUGGUGAUAUGUCUGCCAGACGAAAGUGUAAAACUCCUGUCUUUUAUAUUGGAAGUCAAAUUAAUAUGUCUUCAACAUUAAUGAAAUUAAAAAUUAAUGUUGUCAAUUUUGCGGAUUGUCUUUAUCUACUUGAUGGACGUUUCGAAUGUUUAUCAACAUUAAUUAUUAAUGUGUUAUCUAUUUUUGAUCAAAUAGGAAAUAUAGGUGGAAGAAAAAAACUUCCGAAAUUGAAAUGCUUUUCAUUGUCUACGUUUGGUCGAACAUAUGCUUAUGACAGUUUAAUUGUUCCAUUACUUUGUCGAAUGAUCAAUCUUGAAGAAUUACAACUGUAUCUAGUAGUUGUCAGGACUGAUGCGACUUAUAUCGACGGUAUUCAAUUAUAUGAUCAAUUUCUCAUUUAUAUGACACAAUUAAAGAAAUUUACAUUUAAUAUCAAGACAAACGUGCGGUGCAGGAACGUUAGAGUUGAACUUCCAUCGAAUCAAGAUAUUCAACGUAGUUUCAUUGGAAGAGAUUAUCAACAAGUAGCUUCAUGUAUUUCUACUGAAGAUAAUGCAUGGGACGGCGAAUGUCGUAUCUGUUCACUUCCAUAUGAUUUUGAAUAUUAUUUUGAUCUCGAAAAUUCUUUUCAAGGUGGAAUGUUUGAUAAAGUUCGACGAUUGACGAUGGCUGAUAGAAUUCCGAUCAAAUAUAAAUUAUUUCAACUCAUUUCUCAUGACUUUCGUUAUCUCGAAUUUUUAUCCAUACCAAAUGAUUAUCCAAUGAAAGACAAGCAACGUUCAUCUACAUUAAUCAAAUUUCUUUUUCUCACAUUUCUCGAUCUCAAAGGUGCACAUAUGGACUAUGCUGAACUAUUUCUAGUGAGAAAAAAUACUAAUCUCCCUCGUUUGUCAAAUCUUUCCGUGGAAUACAAAUCACUCACAAAGAUAACAAACAAUUUUACUAGUGAUGCAAUACAUUUCAAUUUUGGGACAGUUAAUAGUCUUGAUGUACAUCAAUCAUUUGUUCAUCCAGAAAAUUUUCAUCAUUAUUUUCCUUUGUUAUAA
Molecule: messenger RNA, 1509 nt
Organism: Rotaria sp. Silwood2
Lineage: Eukaryota; Metazoa; Rotifera; Eurotatoria; Philodinida; Philodinidae
Source: the annotation of a GenBank genome assembly